GAUGAAAGAAAGAAACUGUGGAGAAAACCGCUGCAGAGAUUGCGCGCAUUCAACACUUCUCCGCCAAACUGCUUUUUUUUUUUUGUUUAUUACCAAAGUCUCUCUCUCUCUCUCUCUGUAUUUUUGUGUGUCCGCGGAUGAAUCUGUGGCUACGCAGGGGCUAUGCCGUCAGCCUCAAGUAAUACGAUUGUGCACCGCUAGUAUCUGCAAUCUUAUUCUCGUCUUCGCCUCUUCAAAUUUCCCAAUCAUUUGCGCAACUCUUACUCCGCGUGCUAUUUUUGUGAUCAGCUGCUGAAUUUUCGCCUGGGUGUUAAGCUCUUGAAAUGGAAUGGUUCUGGAGUUUUAGUUCAAUUGGUUGGAAUCAUGAAUGAUGGGAUGGCUGCGACAUACAGAAGAACAAUGGUUUUAGUGGAUAAACUAAGCAGAAAUGGCAUUUAAUUUCGUGGAAGAAGAAAGAUGAAUGAUUUUGUAAUGAAUUUCAGAAAACAAGGGCUGAAUGCUUUCUCAUUGUCACCUUGUGAUUUUCACUGAGCCCUUUUAACUCGUGUGCUAUGAGGCAGAUAUGAUUUGUGGAAAGACAAUAACUUUGAUUGCUUCUAUGCCUAAUAUUUAUCUUGUGGCGGAGAAUAAUUAGUUGUAGUGUCCAACCUCACUCCUUUAACUAGAUUAUUCGCAAACUUUUCUUGUUUGUAAAUCUUCACCAUAUCUGAAUGUGCUGAGGGGAACCAACAUUCUGUUACUGGUUCCAACUUUUGAUGACUGGCAUCCUAUAUGUCUAGGUGGUGUUUUUUGUCAUUUCUUUUUCUCAUACAAGUUCCCUAUUCCUAAUUCUUUCCAUUGUGACAUCAUAUAUCAGGAUUUCAUUUAAUAUAUAAGAUUGAGAUUCUGAUGGUUCAACAAACAAAAGAUUCUACAUUUACUGAAUACGGGCUUGCUCAUGCUGAAUCUGGUCUGUCGAAUCCUGAUAAGCAACUUUCCAUCUCUAUAGCCACAAAGAGAACAGAACUGCUUGGUUCCCGUAAUGAAAGCCCAAUGGCCGUGUCUAAAUCUAUUGGAAGCCAGUUCCCUGUGGAGACUAGUGAAAGUGUUGGUGAAUCUGUCAAGAUUUCUGGAACCAAAAGGCCCAUACGGAGCCCUCCAAAAAUUAAUGGUGGAAGCGGGCACAUUGUCUAUGUGCGCAGAAAACCUGAACUCGAGUUAGCAAAGAGCAAUCUUUCUGAUACUCAACUUAAUGCUGCCAAUUAUCCUGAUACUAAGAAAUCUGUUAACCAGGAUGACACAACUCAACAGCUCACAGGGAAGAAUGAGCCAGUGAUGUGUGUAUCAGAUGCUGCACCACUUCCUAGGGCUUCUUCCCCGAGUUUCUCAUCUACAAGACGCUCAAUUUCUCCUUCUCUUGGAGUUUCUAGUAAUAUAUCAUCACCAGAGAAUAUUAAACACGGUGAUGUUAACUGUAUAAAACCUUCUCCAGAAGAUCCAAAAAUGGCGAGUGUUAAUAUCUGGGAAGAACAAUACAGCCACUUGCAGAGUUUGUUGAAAACGUUGGAUCAAUCAGAUCAAUACGAAUAUGUUCAAAUGCUUCGAUCGCUUUCAUCUGUUGAGCUAAGCAGACAUGCAGUCGAACUUGAGAAACGAUCAAUUAAGCUUUCGUUGGAUGAAGCAAAAGAGAUGCAACGAGCCUGGUUCGUUGAUGUCUUGGGUAAAUAUGGAAAGAAUGUCUGUACACCCUCUAAUCUACCGGAGCAGUUACACAAGUGAAAAUUUGCCAAACAAAGCAAGGUUUGCUCCCUUUUAGUAAUACCAAUACAAACUGAUGUGCUUGUAGAUCUGUAGUAUGUAUAUAUCUUGGUACAGAAAGUGCAAUGAGGAGCACACUUGCAUUUGGGGAUACUUCAAAUAGAUUUAGCUCUGUGCUACAUGAAUAGCACUUUCCAUUGUCUAUUAGUAUUAUGCUUACAAAUAAACAAAUUUAUGUUGAUUUAGCUGUCUAAAUGCUCCAAAUUCUUGGACCAAAAUUGUAGUGUUGUCACCUCUACUGUGGAAUGUUCAUCUCAUAAAAAUGAAGAUUGGAACUUGUCAGUCAA
Molecule: messenger RNA, 2084 nt
Organism: Salvia miltiorrhiza (redroot sage)
Lineage: Eukaryota; Viridiplantae; Streptophyta; Magnoliopsida; Lamiales; Lamiaceae
Exons: 4
Coding region: 889-1758 (289 amino acids)
Source: RefSeq, a predicted model, not a curated record